Paramuricea clavata is the source of this 363-nucleotide messenger RNA. The record is from the annotation of a GenBank genome assembly. Lineage: Eukaryota; Metazoa; Cnidaria; Anthozoa; Malacalcyonacea; Plexauridae.
AUGAAUCAAUGGAAAAAUACGAAAUCUGUCCUGACGUGGUUUAAUAACAUCGCCGACAAAGAUCAGCAUUCAUUUAUCGCGUUUGAUGUAGUUGACUUUUAUCCAUCUAUUUCCAUUGAGCUUCUCGACGCUGCUUUAGAUUUCGCAUCAAAUUACGACAUUAUUACGGAUGAGGAACGAGAAAUUAUUAUGCAUGCCAAAACAUCAUGUUUACACAGUUUACACAGGGGAAUUAUUGGGGUAAACGGACAUCAUCUACUCAGAAUAGCCUCUUUGAUGUUACAAUGGGCAGCAUCGUGUGAACUGGUGGGUUCAUAUUUACUACAUCUUAUCACAACAAAGCAUGGAAACAACUUCUAUUAG